Messenger RNA from Eutrema salsugineum, 2092 nucleotides. Its product is annotated as ATP-dependent DNA helicase 2 subunit KU80. The record is from RefSeq and is a predicted model, not a curated record. Gene Ontology annotation, molecular function: damaged DNA binding; double-stranded DNA binding; DNA helicase activity. Gene Ontology annotation, cellular component: Ku70:Ku80 complex; nucleus. Gene Ontology annotation, biological process: cellular response to gamma radiation; DNA recombination; double-strand break repair via nonhomologous end joining. NCBI's taxonomy places the organism in Eukaryota, Viridiplantae, Streptophyta, Magnoliopsida, Brassicales, Brassicaceae. The transcript has 12 exons. Bases 101 to 1927 code for a protein of 608 amino acids.
CUUCGUCGUCAUCACUUUUUCUUCUUCUUCUUCUUCUUCUUCUUCUUCUUCUUCUUCUUCUUCUUCUUCUUCACCUCCAUUUUCCAGCAAUAGGUUUUCAAUGGCGCGUAAUCGGGAGGGGUUAGUUUUGUUGCUCGAUGUAGGCCCAGCGAUGCAUAGUAUACUCCCUGAUGUUGAAAAGACAUGUUCAUUGCUACUGCAAAAGAAGUUGAUUUACAACAAGUAUGAUGAAGUUGGAAUUGUUGUCUUUGGAACUGAAGAAACCGAGAACGAGCUUGCUAGGGACAUAGGUGGAUAUGAGCAUGUUGCGGUUUUAAGGAAUAUUAGAGUUGUUGAUGAAGUCGUGGUUGAGAAUGUAAAGCGCCUCCCUAGAGGAACCGUAGCUGGCGACUUUCUUGAUGCUAUAAUUGUUGGGAUGGAUAUGCUCAUAAAGAUGUAUGGUGCUGCGCAAAAAGGGAAAAAACGGUUGUGUCUUAUCACGAAUGCAGCAUGUCCUACUAAAGAUCCAUUUGAAGGGACGAAAGAUGAGCAAGUCAGCACUAUCGCUGUGAAAAUGGCUGCAGAGGGUAUAAAGAUGGAAAGUAUUGUUAUGAGGGACAAUGUAAACGGUGAUGUUCAUGAGAAAGUAAUAGAGGAGAAUGAUCGUUUGUUGAAUUUAUUCUCCAGCGACGCGAUUGCGAAAACAGUGUAUGUUGAGAGUCCACUCUCACUGCUAGGUUCUUUAAAGACAAGGAGAGUUGCUCCAGUUACUUUGUUUAGGGGUGACCUUGAGAUUAACCCAACAAUGAAGAUUAAGGAAGCACUCAAAUUCAAAACUGAAAAAGGCAUGAAGCUUCUGGGAUUUACUGAGGCGUCAAACAUACUGCGACAUUAUUACAUGAAAGACGUGAACAUAGUUGUUCCGGAUCCGAGCAAAGAAAAAUCUGUUAUUGCCGUCUCUGCAAUUGCAAGAGAAAUGAAGCAAACAAACAAGGUGGCAAUUGUACGUUGUGUCUGGAGAAAUGGACAAGGGAAUGUGGUUGUUGGGGUCCUGACUCCAAAUGUGUCUGAACGAGAUGACACCCCUGAUUCUUUUUACUUCAACGUGCUACCUUUCGCCGAAGAUGUCCGCGAGUUUCCAUUUCCUUCUUUCAGCAGAUUUCCUGCAUCGUGGAAGCCAGAUGAGCAACAACAAGCAGUGGCAGACAAUUUGGUUAAGAUGCUUGACCUUGCACCUUCUGCUAAAGAGGAAGUACUAAAGCCUGAACUUACUCCUAACCCGGUUUUGCAGCGCUUUUAUGAAUACAUUGAGUUGAAAGCAAGAUCCAUGGAUGCUGCUUUACCUCCAGUAGAUGAAGCUUUCAAGAGGAUUAUGGAGCAGGAUCCAGAACUCUCUUCCAACAAUAAAUCCAUAAUGGAUUCAUUUCGUAAAAGUUUGGAAGUCAUGGAGAACCCAAAGUUGAAAAAAACUUCUAAGAGAUAUUUACGAGAUAAGCCAUCAGGUUCAGAUGAUGAAGACAAUCGCAUGGUUACUUAUAAUGCCAAUGAGAACAAAGUCGACACAAUCGGAGAUGCAACCCCAGUUCAAGAUUUUGAAGCCAUGAUAUCUCGUAGAGAUAACCAUGAUUGGAUCGAUAAAGCAAUCAGUCAAAUGAAAAACCGAAUAGUGAAGCUCGUAGAAGAUAGUACCCAUGAAGGUGAUAAAGCAUUGGAAUGUUUGCUUGCUCUACGCAAAGGCUGCGUCUUGGAACAGGAGCCAAAGCAAUUCAAUGAGUUCUUGAAUCAUCUAUACGAGUUAUGCCAAGAAAGAAAGUUAUCUCAUUUUCUGAAACAUUUCACGUCGAACGAUAUCACGUUGAUUCCCAAAUCCGAAGCAGCAGACAGUGAUGUGGCGGAUGAGGACGUUGGGGAUUUCACAUUCAAACAAGAAGCAAAGCUCGAGAGCUAGCUAAUUUCUGAAACGACCUUUUUGUAAUCAUUCGAAUUGAGUUUUUGUUGGUUAAAAACAGUAUUAGCUUUUUAUACCUUGCUAAUUAAAAUCUAAAAACUAAUAUGAAUUGUAGAAUUGUAAAAAUGUGCUAUUUGGUCUAAUAGUUGACCACAUGUUUAUUUA